Messenger RNA from Paramuricea clavata, 2041 nucleotides. Lineage: Eukaryota; Metazoa; Cnidaria; Anthozoa; Malacalcyonacea; Plexauridae. The record is from the annotation of a GenBank genome assembly.
GUUCCUGACGCUGAGGACAAUGUUCCCGACGCUGAAGACAAGGUUCCUGACGCUGAGGACAAGGUUCCUGACGGUGAGGACAAGGUUCCUGACGCUAAGGACAAGGUUCCUGACGCUGAGGACAAGGUUCCUGGCGCUGAAGACAAGGUUCCUGACUGUGAGCACAAGGUUCUUGACGGUAUGGACAAGGUUCCUCACGUUGAGGACAAGGUUCCUUACGCUGAGGACAAGGCUCCUGACGCUGAGGACAAGGUGCCUGAUGCUGACGACAAGGUUCCUGACGCUGAGGAGGUCCAUGACUGUGAGGACAAAGUUCCCGACGGAGAAGACAAGGUUCCUGACGCUGAGGACAAGGUUCCUCACGCUGAAGGAAAGGUUUCUGUUGCUGAGGACAAGAUUCCUGACGGUGAGGACAAAGUUCCUAACGCUGAGACAAGGUUCCUGACGCUGAGGACAAGGUUCUUGAGGCUGAGGACAAGGUUCCUAACGCUGAGGACAAGGUUCCUGACCCUGAGGACAUGGUUCCUGAGGCUGAGGACAAGGUUCCUGACGCUGAGGACAAGGUUCCUGACGGUGAAGACAAGGUUCCUGAUGGUAUGGACAAGGUUCCUGACGGUGAGGACAAGGUUCUUGACGGUGAGGUCAAGGUUCCUGACACUGACGACAAGGUUCCUGACGCUGAGGACAAGGUUCCUGACGCUGAAGACAAGGUUCCUGACUGUGAGGAAAAGAUUCCUGACGGUGAGGUCAAGGUUGCUUACACUGGGGACAAGGUUCCUGACGCUGAGGGCAAGGUUGCUGACGCUGAGGACAAGGUUUCUGACGCUGAGGACAAGGUUCCUGACGCUGAGGACAAGGUUCCUGACGCUGAGGACAAGGUUCCUGACAGUGAGGACAAGGUUGCUGACUGUGAGGAAAAGGUUCCUGAUUGUGAGGACAAGGUUACUUACGCUGACGACAAGGUUCCUGACGCUAAGGAGAAGGUUCCUGACGCUGACGACAAGGUUCCUGACAGUUAGGACAAGGUUGCUAACGGUGACGAGAAGGUUCCUGACGGUGAGAACAAGGUUCCUGAAGGUAAGGACAAGGUUCCUGAUGCUGAGGAGAAGGUUCCGAACGGUGAGCACAAGGUUCCUGACGCUGAGGAGGUUUCUAACGCUCUGGACAAGGUUCCAGACGCUGAGGACAAGGCUCCUGACGCUAAGAACAAGGUUCCUGACGGUGAGGACAAGGUUCCUGACGCUGAGGGCAAGGUAUCUGACGCUGAGGACAAUGUUUCUGACGCUGAGGACAAGAUUCCUGAUGCUGAGGACAAGGUUCCUGACUGUGAGGACAAGGUUCCUGACGGUGAGCACAACGUUCCUGACGGUGAGGACAAGCUUCCUGACGGUGAGGACAAGGUUCCGGAUGCUGAGGACAAGGUUCCUGACGCUGAGGACAAUGUUCCUGACGCUGAGGACAAGGUUCCUGACGCUGAGGACAAGGUUCCUGACGGUGAGGACAAGGUUCCUGACGCUGAGGGCAAGGUUCCUGACGCUGAGGACAAGGUUCCUGGCGCUGAGGGCAAGGUUCCUGACUGUGAGCACAAGGUUCUUGACGGUGAGGACAAGGUUCAUCACGUUGAGGACAAGGUUCCUGACGCUGAGGACAAGGCUCCUGACGCUGAGGACAAGGUGCCUGAUGCUGAGGACAAGGUUCCUGACGCUGAGGAGGUCCCUGACUGUGAGGACAAAGUUCCCGACGGAGAAGACAAGGUUCCUGACGCUGAGGACAAGGUUCCUGACGCUGACGGAAAGGUUUCUGUUGCUGAGGACAAGAUUCCUGACGGUGAGGAAAAAGUUCCUAACGCUGAGACAAGGUUCCUGAGGCUGAGGACAAGGUUCCUGAGGCUGAGGACAAGGUUCCUAACGCUGAGGACAAGGUUCCUGACCCUGAGGACAUGGUUCCUGAGGCUGAGGACAAGGUUCCUGACGCUGAGGACAAGGUUCCUGACGGUGAGGACAAGGUUCCUGACGCUGAGGACAUGGUUCCUAACGCUUAG